Messenger RNA from Parasteatoda tepidariorum (common house spider), 4053 nucleotides. RefSeq lists its product as uncharacterized. Lineage: Eukaryota; Metazoa; Arthropoda; Arachnida; Araneae; Theridiidae. The record is from RefSeq and is a predicted model, not a curated record.
GCGCAUGAUCACUAAUUUCCAAGCAAAUACUAUCACUUACCGUAAACGUUGGAAAGUAUUUAUUUAUUUCAUGGAAGUUUCUAGUGGGCAAUGUCUUUCCAUGUGAAAUCAAAAAAACAUUGCGGAUUGAAAAUGAACGAUCUCACGGAGAUACAGUAAAAAAGUUAUCUCCUAGGUCAUGAAAAUGGUUUCAGGCCAUAGAACUUCUUCAGUUAAUUUAUGUUGUUUUUUCUAGUGAUAAAUGUUAAAUAGAUAAGUUAUUGUCUAGUGAAGUGAAAAUGGCGUCAAUAGAGAAUUAAUAUUACUUUUUAAUAAGUUUAAACAUCUUCCUAAGAUACACAAAAUUCUGUAACCAAAAUGGCUGCCAAGUUCCCUGAGCAAAAUUUUUACAAUUUCAAACCUUCAACAAAAGCAGGGAAACAAUUUGAUAGGGGUAAAAAAAACUCAUUAAUGAAUGGUUUUGAAAAUAAAGAUGGAAAUUCAAAUGGUGAAACCAGCAUGCUAGAGUCUCAUAGUAAGGAGUAUGGAGGCAACAGUCCUCAUUUGACAAAUGGUGUUUCAAAAGAUAAGUCUGAUGAUGAUGAUACAAAUGAUGCUCUUACUAAUGGGGAUAGCAACAUUAGUAUAAACUCUACGAAUUAUGAAAAUCACACUGGUUUGAAUUCUGCUAAUAAUAAGAAUGACUUUGGGGAAAAAACCCCUCUUCCUUCUGAAGAUAGUUAUCUUGGAAUGUUCGUAGAGAUAGAAGAACCUGUCUUUGUUAAAUGCAAUAACUGUAGAAGAACAUUUAUUCAGACUGCCUUUACAGAUCAUAAAGUACGCUGCCAACUUACCCAGGCACAGGCUCCUACAGAUACAGUAACUGAGAAUCAGAAUGUCAAAUCAAAUAAUAAACCAAAGAGACGACAGCCUCUCAAUAAAUCUAAGAAAGCGACAGAUUUGGCAAAAAUAGUUCAGGAAAAGUCAUUAGUAAAUGGUAAUAUUGAACAGCAUACACUUACAAGACGUACCAGUCCACAUAUUUUGGAAAAUGAAAGUUCGUCGUCAAGUUCAAUCCGUUCAAUCAAUUCUGAUAAAGUAGAAAACCUUAACCAUAAUUCAACUUCUGAAUCUGACCCAAGGCAAUCUUCAAAUAAUUGUUCUAAAUUAGAAUUACAAUCUCAAUUCAAAGCAAAUUGCUCAACUUCAUUCUGGGAGAAAAAUUGUGUAUUAGAUACAGUAAAUGAGAAACAGGAAGGCAAUAGUAAAUCAAAGGAACGAGUAGAUUCAUUAAGUACAGAUACAGUAAAUGAGAAACAGGAUGCCAAUAGUAAAUCAAAGGAACAAGUAGAUUCAUUAAGAACAGAUACAGUAAAUGAGAAACAUGAUGCCAAUAGUAAAUCAAAGGAACAAGUAGAUUCAUUAAGAACAGUUCUAGAAAAGUCAUCGGAAAAUCAAAUAAAUGAGCAGCCUGCAUUUACAGGACAUAACAGUCCUCAUAUUUCAGAAAAUUGUAGUAUGUUGUUAUCAAGUUCAAUCCUAACAAGAACUGAUGAGGUAGAAAUUCCUCCUACUCCUGAAUCUGACUCUGACGGACGGACGGACUCUGAAUCUGACGGAAGGCAAUCUUCCGUGUCUAGCUCCAGUAAUUGUUCUGAAUAUGAAUUACAAUAUCAACCCAAAGCAAUUAAUUCAACUUUGUUCUGGAAGGAAAAUUACGUACUAGAUACAGUAAAUGAGAAACCAAGGAAACGAGUAGAUUCAUUAAGAAGAGUUCACUCACUUCCCGAUGUCUCAGAUUACACCCAAAUGCUAAGCAGGAUUGAUGCCGAAGAAGUGUCAUCGGAAGAAGAUUAUGCUGUUUCAGAAAUUGAUGCAGCCGUUAGCUCAGAUAAUAUUGAAGAAAUUGAUACACAUGAUGAUACACUCUAUGGACAUGUUAAUGAAGCGGAAAAAGUUAUUGCUAGCAGACAAGUUAUAAUUGAGAAUCGGAAAAUAUCUUCAGACACUAAAUUAAAAUUGGGCAAAAAACAAGAAAGAUUAACUUUUAGGGAAAAAGAACCAAUUUUACCUGAAUUAAAACGCAUCCUAAAUAGAAAGAAUCUGAAGACUGUUGAUUCUUCAUUAAAAGGUGCAAAAAGUUCUAGCUCUAGUUCAUCAUCUGACUUUAACAAGCUUUGUAAUACAUUGAAGUUAAUUAAAGAUAAAUUAGAAAUUUCUGAGGAAGAAAGAUCAUGCCAAAGUUCUGGAAUCUCUAAGGGGACAAUGGAAUCAAAUUUUGUGAGAAAUCCUUUUAUUAGUUUGCAAUCUACUAAACAGCCAAAAUCUAUUUUGCGUAAACCCUCACAUAGUUUUCCAAAUGAUAGCAAAGAAAGCGGAAAUACGCCUAGUUCAGAGUUUUCUAUCAUUGAUUAUACUGCUCAACAAAAUGUUCCAACCAACAAUAUGACUGUUCCUAGACAAUCAAGUUAUUCUGCUCAAGAUGUUAGUUGCUUAAAUAAAAAAGGAAAUUUGUUACUUGGUUGUUCUGGUACAGGUCCUGGUCCUCCUCCUCCUAAUAAUCUGAAGAAAGCAAAGAGAAAUCUGGAAAGAGAUAAUGAUGAAAGCGAGAUUGAGAUUCGAACAAAGAAAUCUAAACCAAGAUGAAGUAAAACAAAUAUUUUCAUGUUGAUGGCACAAAUAUAAAUGAGCAGAAAUGUUCAUAAUGAAUUACUACAGAAGAGAUCCUUGAGGGCCAUUUCAAGCCUGAUUGCUGCUUGAGGAAAACCACAUCUAGAGUGGUUUUAAUUAGAUAUCACAUGAAUGAUAUCUAAGUUUCCCUCCCUGCUACAAAAGGCUAAGCAUCUCACUGGCCAGGCAUAGCUGUGUGGUCUGCUAUAGACGAUGUUUAACCUUUGGAAUAAAGUCGCAUGUAGGAAUGCCAUACUGUAUAAAAUCAUACAGUUGGGAGUUGAUUUAGAUCAUCCAUCUGCUGGUUACUGAUAAUCUAUUUGAUAGUCGGUAAUGAAGUAUUUUACUUCUCAAGAUCCUUAUGCAGAUCCUGGUAUAUUUUAAUGCCUUAUGUCUUCUGAAAUUCUAAUCAUUUAGAAAUGGUUUCAGAAACACUGUUAUUUGCCUUUUCAUUAAUUUCUGUAGAAAAAAAAUCAAUUUGUUUAAAUGUCAUGUUUAAUGUCCUAGCAAACAGUCUUGCAAUUUGAAUACUCAUUUGUUUUUUAAAAAAUAUUUAAAUAUAGGUGGGAAUCUACUUAAAAGAAAUUUGGGACCAUUAAUAAAUCCUUCGCAAAUCAUUUAAUCGUCAAAGUGAAUCCCUCACAAAUUAUUUUAUCACAAGAAUGCACAGAUUAUUUCGGUAUAAAAGCAGACCCUUCCCAAAAAAUAUAAUCCCAAAACUGGAUCUCCACAAUAUUUUUUAGUUUAAAAAAAGUCAUUUUACAAAACUGUUCGUUUGAAAAAUGAAAUUAAUAUUAUCAUUAAUUCAUAAUUUGAUUUUAGUACUCCUUGAAAAGCAUUGUUUUGUGUGUUUUUUCCCCUUUAAAAUGGGACUUUACUUUCUUGCAUACAUAUAAACUGAAUCAUGUCAAAAUAAGAAAGAAUAGGAUUCCAUGCUAAGAUUCAGAUAAUUAGGAUUAGAUUUUUCUCAAAAAUUUUAUAUUUACGUAUGAGUAGAUUUUCUAUAUAAUUUCCCAAAAACAUGACCAUUUACAAAAAGUUUAGAAUCACUUCUUAAAUAUUUAAUUAAGCAUUUUUUCAUGAUACAAAUUUUCUAAAAAAUAAUUGCCUUACUUAGACAUGUAUUUAUUGCUUUAAUGUUUAUUGUGGCUUUUUUUUUAUGCGGUUUUUAUUAGGGAUGUAACAAAUAGGGAUUUGGUCAAAAGUCGAGUAUUCGACUGAUUUUUCAAAAAUAUUCACACAAAAAAAACAUUUUAAAAAUGAUAUAUUAAUAUUUUCAUAUUUUCGUGUAUAUAAAUAAGUUUUAGUGAUUAAUAAAAAAUACUCAAAACUUAUCUACAUUAUUUGUGCGGGGUAAAGGUGAGAAAAAAAAAUUAUAAUAGAAAUAUGUAAUAGUUGUGUGUG